Molecule: messenger RNA, 1323 nt
Organism: Lecanosticta acicola
Lineage: Eukaryota; Fungi; Ascomycota; Dothideomycetes; Mycosphaerellales; Mycosphaerellaceae
Source: the annotation of a GenBank genome assembly
AUGGCGUACUCCGAGGAUGCGGUCAAGGCGAAGCUCAACUCUCUGAACGAGACGCAAGACAGCAUCGUGAGCAACGCGCAAUGGAUCAUGUUCCACCGCCGUCAUGCCGACCGCACGGCCUCGAUAUGGAUGAAUCGGCUUCAGGAGUCUAACAUGUCCAAGCGCCUAAAUCUCAUCUAUCUCGCCAAUGAAGUCGUGCAGCAGUCGCGUGCGCGUUCCAAAACAGACUUCCUCAUCGCAUUUGAGCCGCUUAUCGCAGACGCGACAGCGCUGGCAUACAAAGGCGCCAGUCAAGAGGUUCAGGGCAAGCUUCGACGAGUUGUGGAGGUAUGGCGGCAGCGGAAUAUCUUCGAUCCGCGCAUUCAGGAGCAGACCGAGAAGAGGUUGGACGAGAUCGAUAAGCAGAAAGGUGGCAAGAGUCUCGGUGGAGGUGGUUCAAGAUUGGGUGGUAGCUUGUUUGGUGGCAGCGGAGGUAGUGUCGCGCCCGAGUUGGAUGGCAUAAACAAAAUUCAGUCCAACUUGAACAAGGCGGAGGCGGCAAGCAAAGCUCCCGUCAAAUCCGCGAACUCAGAAUACUCGAAGAUGACGGACCCAAGCACGCCUGUACCCUCUGCGCCAGUGCAUGCAGCCAAGUUGCGUGGGCUUGUGAAUCGGGAACUACGAACUGCGCAUGGUGCAGUCGAAGCGAGUAUCAAAGCGCGAAAAGAGCUGCUAGCAGGACUGGAGAGGCUAACGGAGAGCAACCGCGCGAAAUUGGCAGAGGAGGAAGCCACCACUGCUGAGCUGCAACAGAAGAUCGACGAGAUGGAGGCAACCAUUCAGGAGGUUGAAGACAGCAUCAUGCGCGGUCAAGAUGUGGCCCCGAUCGAUGGAGCUGCAAAUGGUACAGCCUGGAAUGGAUCAGAUCCUGAUCGCCCAGAAGCAGAGGGCUUCACGCCGCCUCCUCCAGACGUGGAGGGAUUCACUCCUCCGCCACAAGACGGCGCCGACACGUUGGAAGGCUUACCUGCGGAUGAGGGCUUCGCAAGCACAACCGGCGCUGAGUCCAUAUCAGAACAGCCACCUAACUUCGACGAGCCCGCACCAUCAUAUGUACCUCCGCCUGCAAUAGCGGGUACCGGCUCAGGUGCCCCGUCUAAUGACUUCCUCAGGAACCUUCUGUCGCAGCAAGGUCAAGUACGCCAAGCUUCAAGCGAGUUGCCUGCAGAUCCUCGACUCAAGCGUCGGAAAUUGAGCCACAACAACGAAGACAGCGUAGAUAACGAGAUUUUCGGUGCCACCGGCGUGGACGAAGCUGGCAUUUCGGCCAUGUUGGGACAGUAG